Molecule: messenger RNA, 363 nt
Organism: Fonsecaea pedrosoi CBS 271.37
Lineage: Eukaryota; Fungi; Ascomycota; Eurotiomycetes; Chaetothyriales; Herpotrichiellaceae
Exons: 1
Coding region: 1-363 (120 amino acids)
Source: RefSeq, a predicted model, not a curated record
AUGCCCUUCACAGGUGUCACUGUGGAACGGAAUUCUGCUACAAUUGCAAUGCUCCCUGGAAAACCUGUCAAUGCCAGCAAUGGCGUGAAGAUCGCCUCAUCCAGCGGGCUGAAGCCAUCGCCGUACUUCAGGAUCGGACCGCCGAUGUGCAGCGAAUUAUCGCAGAAAUCGUGGGUCAGGGUGAAUGCCGUCACGACAACUGGACCAGGGUUGGGGUAUACUCUAGUGAUGAUGACCGUUGCUCGGACUGUGGCUGGCACGCUGAUCAAUUUCUAUGGGAAUGUGAUGUUUGCGAUAUGCGGGUUUGCAGGAGGUGCAGACAGGACUACAGGCACUAGAGCACUACGACGAGAGUCUCUGUGA